Molecule: messenger RNA, 3654 nt
Organism: Cercopithifilaria johnstoni
Lineage: Eukaryota; Metazoa; Nematoda; Chromadorea; Rhabditida; Onchocercidae
Source: the annotation of a GenBank genome assembly
AUGUCGUUGCUGGAUACAGUGGAAUUGCAAGGUAUCCGCAGUGUCGGAGUGGGACCUCAAAAUGCUGGUGUCAUCGAAUUCCUCUCACCGCUAACUAUUAUAUGUGGGCCGAAUGGAGCUGGGAAGACGACAAUCAUUGAAGCGCUUAAAUAUGUCACAACUGGAGAACUACCGAAAGGAAGCUUUCAAACGUUUAUUCACGAUAUGCGGUUAGCUGAUAGAUCUCGAGUGGAUGCAUCAGUGAAGCUCAAAUUCAAAGACAUUAGAGGGAGAUCUUGUGUUGUGACUCGUCGUAUAAUGCAGUCAAAGGGUGCUAAGGGUAAAAUAACGAAUAAAUCAGAAGAGAGUACGAUUGCAAUCGAAAAAGAGCCCGGUGAAUGGAAAAGCUUAUCAUCAAAAGUUGUUGACUGUAGGAAAGAGAUUUUAAAUCUUCUUGGCUUACCUACAGCAAUUUUGGAAUAUGUGGUUUUCUGUCACCAGGAAGAAUCUUCAUGGCCGCUUGAUGAGCCUAAAAAACUGAAAGAGCGCUUUGACGAGAUUUUUCAAGUGACUGGUUAUGUGAAAGCAAUUGAAGCCCUGAGAAAGGAAAUGAAAGAAAAUCAGCAAGAAUUGAGAAUCACUGAAGGUAGGCUACCACUUCUCAUCAGACAACAGGAAGAGAAGAUCGAACUGCAUAAUGAAUACGUCAGUCUGAAAGAGAAAAUAGCGGAAAAUGAGAAAGAAAUUUUGCUAAAACAAACGGCACUCAAGGAAGAUAAUGCUAAGAAAGCUUUGAAAGUUGCAGAAAUUGAUGAAGCAGAAAUGUUAAAGAAGAAACACGAUAUGAUGGAAGCGGAAAAGCAAGUACUUGUUGAUCAGAUUGAAUGCUGCUCGGCAUUAGAUUACGAAGGAGGAAUCGAAAAUUUAAAACGUGAAAUUGAAUCGGUUAUUCAUUCUGAUGAGUUUAAAGAUAUGGAGCGAAGUCGUAAUCUUAUUAAUGCUGAGAUUGAUAAAGUUAACGCAGAAAUUGAAGAUUAUGUAAUAAAGAAAAAAGAAAUCGACAGAAUAAUUGUACAGCUGAAAAGUGUUCAAAUGAUGCGUGACAAAAUGAUUGUGGAAAGAGAGCAGUGUUUGGAAGCGUACUGCUCACGAUUCAAUUUAAGAAAUGAUCAAACGGAAACUCUGAAGCAGUUGCAUUGCUUGAUUGAAAAACGGAAGGAAGAUAUCAAUAAAUUUACGAGUAGAAUGGAAGAAAAGCAAACGAAUUGCCAGAAAGAAAUUGAUAGCAUUUCGGGAAUUUUAGCUGAAAUUACAGCAAGAAUAGAAAUGAGGAAUGAGGAGAGUAAACGACUGGAAGAAGAUAUUGCUGCAGUAAAGUGUAACUUAAUGGAAGCAGCUAGUUCAUCCGAGAAGCUCGAUCACUUGCAAGAUGAAAUAUUAGAACAAGAAAAGGUUCUAGAAGAAAUGCGGAAAAGCGAGGAACUGGCAGUUAAUGUUGAAGAUUUAAAAAACAAACGAGAUGGAAUUACAAACAAAAUAGAAUCGCUCAAGAAGGAAUACUGGAUGAGAGAAAAUGCUGAAGAAAUUGAAAAUAAGAUCAAACAAAAAAGUGGUGAAUUGAUGAAAUUCGAAAAAGAACUCUGCACACUGAAGGAUAAGCAUCAGAUUGCUUUACUGGAUAUAUUUAGUGCCAAGGAACCUGAGUUUCCUUUGAGCGAUCGACUCACCAUAUAUGCUCGAAAAGCAGAACAAAAUUUGUCAGCAGCUGAAGAUGAAUUUAAAAUUCGUGAGAAAGAGGUAUCCCGAGCUCAGUUUGCUAUAUCACAGAUUGGUCGAGAAAUGGACCAACUGACUGAUCAGAUUGCAUCAUACAGGCGGAAAAUAACAAAGGUUGUUACACAUGAAAAUGAGGUGGAAACGCGUUUGGAUGAAAUCAGAACGCUUCUUAGGAAAUCGCAGCAAGAUUCAGGGCGUGUUGAUGGCUGUGCGUUCUUAUAUGAACAGUGGGAGGAAGAAGUUAACGCGAAAAAAUGUUGCCCGCUUUGUGAACAUUCAUAUAGCAGUACAGAGGAUUCCAACGUUCUUAAAGAAAAAAUAAAGCAAAAAAGGAAAAAUUUCACUAAGGAUGCCGAAAAGUUGAUUCGUAAAGUGAAAGAUUACGAAGCAAUGCAGAAUGAGCUUAUGGAAAUUGUGUCUUAUGUUGGGAUGUUGAAACAAUCAAAUAGCGAGAAAGAACAAUUGCAGGAAAACUUGAAAAAAGCGGAAGAAAAGUUGCAUGAUGUGGAAGUAGAAUUUUCGAAGUCGAAAUCUGAAAGAGAUAUCAUUUUGCAAAAGCUGAAUGUAGUUCGUGAUGUUCAGGUUGAUGCUUCUCUGAUGGAUAAUAUUUGGAUGUCAUUAUCAGAUGCGAAGCACUGUAUGAAAUUGUUAAAAGCAGAACUUGGCGUUGCUGAAUGUGCAGAACGCUCAUUAAGUGAUAUAAGAAAUGAAAUAAGAGAGAACGAAGAACACUUCACAGAAUUGAUCAGUAAACUCGACAUGAUUCAGAUAGCAGCUUCUGAAAGGAACAAACUUGUUGAAAAGUUAAAUGCAUCGAAAGAACUUCGUACUGCUUUAAAUGAAAAGAUAGUGCAGCUUGAUUCAAUAAAAAAAGUGUUAGACGUUAAAGAGAAAGAAUUAGAAGCGAGUAAACAAGAUUUGCAAAAGCUGAAAACACAAAAACCGGUUGUUGAAGCGGAAUUGCAGAUGAAGAAAAAGGAGCGGAUUAUUAUACAAAAUGAAACAAAAAAUAAGGAAGCAGAAUUGUUGUGCUCAUUACGGGAUGCAGAAGAUGCUGCAAGGGAAAUAGAAGCGAUAGAUAAAAAACUGCAAAAUGUUGCGGACAGUUCUGAUGAUUUAAAGGACCACGAAAAUGAGUUGUCAAAAAUAGAUGCCGGAAUUGGUGUAAGCAACGCUAAAAUGCGCAACUUGACCGAACAAAUUGAUCAUUUAAAUUCAAAACAGGAACGUAAACGUCGACUGGAUGAUCAACUUCGGAAGUUGGAAUUACGAGAACGAGUCAAAAGUUUAAAUAAAAGCUUGGAAGAAACAGAAUGGCAUGGUACAGCAAUCCCAGAACUGAGGAAAGAAUUGAGUUCACUUUCAGAUCAAGAUUUGGCAAAUUAUAUACGAGCAGUGGAUGAGUCUGUUGUGAAAUUCCAUGCGCAAAAAAUGGAAGAAAUCAACGAAGUGUUGAGUUCCUUGUGGGAACAAGUGUAUCACGGCAAUGAUAUCGAAACUAUACAAAUCAAAUCUGAAAGCGCUGGCGAAAGUGAAAAAAAGAAAUCAUAUAAUUAUCGCGUGGUAAUGCAUGUUGGUGGCACUGAAAUUGAUAUGCCAGGGAGGUGUAGUGCUGGCCAGAAGAUGCUCGCAUCGAUAUUGAUACGAAUUGCAUUGUCAGACGUUUUCUGUGAUAAAUGUUCGAUCAUUGCACUUGAUGAACCAACUGCAAAUCUGGAUGUGUUGAAAGUAGAGAAUUUGGGCGACAUGUUGGCAGAUAUCAUUUCGGCACGAUGUGCAAACAAUGCUAAAAUGUUUCAACUUAUUGUCAUAACACAUGACAACCGUUUUGUGGAACAUCUUCGGCAAUUAUGUCGACCGGAAUGGGUUUAUUCAGUGUCAAAAGAUGAUGCAGGUUAG